CUCAUACCCUGGAGCACAGGCAAUAUGACUUUACCACUCUUACCUGGGAAUACAUUCAACAGGAAUUUAGGAAAGGAGAAAUUUCAUAAGUCUCAUCACUUUGACUUCCCAAAUGAUGUCCCUACGAUGGUGGGAGAGGAAAAACCCGGCAUUGGUGGUGAACCAUUGUUUGGUCAGAAGCUGAAACCUAAGUUCAGUGUAUUCCCAAAGGGACAGGGCAGUGAUGCACCAGCGUGGGUUGUCUUUGACAAGCAGGUGCUUUGUUUUAAAGCCUAUUUUCAAGAAAGUGUUCAUGAAAGAAGAGAAGAACAGUACCGAGUAAGAAAGUGCAAGAUUUACUUCUACCUGGAAGAUGACACAAUACAAGUUGUUGAGCCAGAAGUAAAAAACAGUGGCAUUACUCAAGGAACUAUAAUCCAUCGUCACCGUAUUCCACUUCCGUCUCCAAAUGAUGAUCAGUUUUACACAGUGGAUCACUUCAAUAUUUGUCAAGAAAUUGUUUUCUACUCAAAGACAUUUAUGAUUGUAGACUGUGACCAGUUCACAAAAAAUUUUCUGCGGAAAAUGGGUGUCAAACUGAAUCCCCCUGGCUGCAUUCCUGAAGAUCCUUACACUUCAAAGCGUGAAGAAAUGGAAAAAAAUAUGCAGCCUCUUCGUCCAUAUGAGAAGAUUGACAAACUUAAGCAGUUCCUGGACCACGACACACAUGUGCUGCGAUUUUACGGUUACUGGGAUGAUUCGGAGAAUCUGUUUGGUGACUUCAGGGAACUCAUCCUGCACUAUUUUCUGGCAGAUGACACUAUUGAAAUCAGGGAGGUCCUGCAUCCAAAUUCAGGUAGAGAUGCUGUUGGUGUAUUACUCCACCGAGGCAAACUACCAAAGCAUGUUCCAGAUCGGUUAUAUCACCCUGGUGAAAUUACAGAUCCUACAAUACUGAACACUACUGCACCAAUGGGGCAUGAAAGCCACUAUAUCCUGGAUAGCCUUAAGACUGGAAAUGUGUACCAGGAGUUCUACAAGGAUUGUGACCUGAUGAUUGGGACAGUGAUAAAAGCCUGGGGACGGAAGGUGGUUCUCUGUGAUUGCGAUGAAUUCACAAAAGAAUAUUACCGGAAUAAAUAUGGCAUUGUGGACUUCACACCAGUCAAAUACAAGUCAAAACCAACGACUAAAGUUGAAAGAAAAAUCCCUCCAUACAAUGGCUUUGGAUCAGAAGAGGACUCCCUUAACUCAACCCUGAGUCUAGUACCCAAAGCUCCACAACGUAACAUCAUGAAAUUCAUGGAAAAGGACAGACAAGGACUGGAAAGCAAUGUGCUAAGGUUCAGCGCCAGACUGAUUACAGAUGAUCAGAUCAACAGUGAACGGAAAUUUGUACUUUCAUAUUUUUUGAGUGAUGACACCAUUAGUAUUUUUGAACCUCCUGUUGUGAACUCAGGUAUUUCUGGUGGUAAAUUUUUGGAAAGAGGGCGAAUAAAAAGACCUGGCCAGGAACUUUUUAAGAGUGAGCUAUCUGAGUACUUUACUGAGCAUGAUCUGUUUAUUGGAGCUAAGCUCUGCCUCUACGGGAAUUACUUUUGUCUGGUAGAUGCUGACGAGUAUACUUUCUGUUACAUGGAGAAGAAUGCAGAUGAAUACCCAAAGGCUAAUAUUUGCACAAUUCUGACCAAGCUCAAAACAACUGGUGAUUUACAUUCCCUUGAAAUAAAAAGGAUGCUUUCAGCUCAUGAUCAUAAAAGGACUGGCAUAAUUAGUUAUGAUGAAUUCAGGGAUAUUUUGAUUCAGAUUGGAGAAGGAUUGCUCACUGAACAUGAAGUCAUGACAAUAGGCCGCUACUAUAGCAUCCGUGAACAGCAAAAGACAGAUGUUUGUCUCAUACUGCAUGUUGUCCAAGAGGCAUUGAGAAAGGAUGCCUUUGAAGAUUUUGCCAAAAUAUCUGAGGUCUUUAUGUAUGAGGAUCGACAAAGAACUGGAUUCUUGCCAGCCCAAGAAAGUAGAAAUAUUUUGAAAGGUUUCCAGCUGCCGAUACCAAAUGAUAUUCUUGAUGAAAUGAUUUCAAAUUUUCAAGGUGCUGAUGGACAAGUGGCAUACCGGAACCUUAUCUUAGGCUUGAACUGGCGAGAAAACCCUGUACCACCUGUAGAUGUAAAGCUGCCUAUGCAGCUUAACAAAGCCGGGAGCGGAGAGUUUCCAACUAAGCAAGUGACGAGCAUCAACUAUAUAGCUUUCAUAGAAGAUUUGUUUGGCAAGCAGGAGUGACUUGACACAGCAUAGGUCUU
Carcharodon carcharias (great white shark) is the source of this 2279-nucleotide messenger RNA. RefSeq names its product EF-hand domain (C-terminal) containing 2 (gene efhc2). Gene Ontology annotation, biological process: regulation of neuron projection development. Gene Ontology annotation, molecular function: calcium ion binding. The record is from RefSeq and is a predicted model, not a curated record. Gene Ontology annotation, cellular component: microtubule. Lineage: Eukaryota; Metazoa; Chordata; Chondrichthyes; Lamniformes; Lamnidae. The coding region runs from base 25 to 2259 and encodes 744 amino acids. The transcript is spliced from 15 exons.